Messenger RNA from Colletotrichum phormii, 634 nucleotides. Its product is annotated as Tim10/DDP family zinc finger protein. NCBI's taxonomy places the organism in Eukaryota, Fungi, Ascomycota, Sordariomycetes, Glomerellales, Glomerellaceae. The record is from RefSeq and is a predicted model, not a curated record. The transcript has 2 exons. Bases 131 to 415 code for a protein of 94 amino acids.
UUUCGACCUCUACCCUACCUUACUACUUACCUUUCGUCGCAACCAUCAUACGCCUUCCUUUCGGUACUCGUAAUCCAUAUUGAAGAACAAUACUGUCAAUCACAGGGCACACUACCACACAGCCGCAACCAUGGACUCUUCAAGAUCAGCGCUCGAGAACUCGGACCUCGACAAGCUCAACGACAAGGACAAGCUCGAGCUCCGCCAAUUCCUCGCCAACGAGCAGCAGAGAUCUCAGAUUCAGUCACAAACCCAUGCCCUCACCGAGAUUUGCUGGAAGAAGUGCGUCAGCGGCUCGAUCCGUGGCUCGAAGCUGGAUAAGGGCGAGGAGGGAUGCCUGGCCAACUGCGUUGACAGAUUCCUCGACGUCAACUUCCUCACGAUGAAGCACCUCAACAACAUGCGCUCCGGUUAAAGGGGUCGGGAGGGACUGACAGAGGAUCGCCCAUGCUGGAGAAAACAGAAAACGGAACGCUUGGAAACGGCAUACUAGAACGGGAAACGGUAGACCGGAUUAGAAAGGAGCGUAGGAGAACUUAGUAUUGAAGUCGCUCAUGUACAAGCAUAUGUAUAACUAUGUUACUAGAUAGAAUGGCAAACCAUUCGUCAUACAACGCCAUCUGGCACAUGUCAC